AUGACCAUGUCGAUAACUGGUAAACAGAAACUAAACGCAUUUUUAUUUUACCCACAGCUUUUCCCUGGUAAUACUGAUAAAAACACCAUCAUACGGAAUGCAUUGUCCCCGGCCAUACGUGCCCAGUUUAUUCGUAUAUAUCCCAAGGAAUUCAGAGAUCAUCGAGCUAUGAGAUUGGAGUUUAUUGGUUACUACAAAGGUAAACUUAUUCUUCAUUCUUCCAAGGAGUAUUAGGGGGGAGGGCGAGGGUGGGAGAAACUAGGGGGGGGAGGCGAAGGGGAUAGAAAAAGAGCAAGUUUUUGCCCCUCCCAUUUUUCUCACUCUCUUUCUCUCGCCUUUGUUCCCCCCCCCCUAUUGAAGACUAAAAAGCAAUGUCAACAGACAUAUGUCAAUGCAAUAUGUAAAUUAAUCAUAGUCACUAUCUUCGUCAUUUUCCUAUUUGUCAGGAGGCAAAUGGUGUCUCCAAAGAAAGUACAUAUGCAGACAACAUGAAACAUUAGACUGCAGAAAAUUGCACAAACAGUUAUCAAAUUCAUGUCACAGAAGUGGUAUUAAAAGGACAUAUGUGACAACUGAACGGUAUCAAAGUUUUUGGCCAGGGGUGGGCAUUUAUUUUUUAAUUGAUAUUUGAGGUUGGCUAAAAAUAUUUCUCUUUGGUGGCAAACCACCCUCCCCCCCGCCAUAAAUGAUGGCCAGUCUUUAGUUCGCAACCCACUCUUGUUAUCAUUUUCGUUCAGAUCAGAAACCCGGACCGCUUGGCUUGGAAGAUCGCCGAAUUCAAGACGGUCAGUUGAGUGCGUCAACAGAAAAUCAGGCCAACCAUGGUCCACAUGACGGCCGACUUCACAAUGAAAGAACUUGGGUCGCUUCUGCAGGAGAUCAAUGGUUGCAGGUCGACUUCUUGCGACUUGUCAAAGUGACAGAGAUAUGGACGCAGGGUCGAACAGACUCCGAUCCCGACGAAUGGAUUAAAUCGUAUAAUGUCGAAUACUCUCUGAACGCGGUGGAUUUUACUGCUUUCACGUCGUAUGUUUGGGUAAUUGAAACUAACUUUAUUCAUGUUGGGUUGUAUUAUAUGAUCUAUCUACGGUUGAGGGGUUUUUGUAGGUUGGAAAUUUCCAGGCUUAAAUUUAUACAUUUUCAGAGCUAACCAGGAGUGGCUGCGAAAACUAUAGGCCCUCUUUUAAAACUAUAGCCCCUCUGGUAGGAAAAGGCAGCUUCGUUUCAAAAUUUUCAUCUUACGUUUAGUUUCAUCGAGUACCCAAAUCUUUAUAUAUAUCUACUGUUCUCCCUAUAUAGUGUCAAUUAAGGUGGCUCCCUACAGUUAUUCUUGUUUACCCAAUAAUUCCGUAAAACAGGCUUAUUUGUGCAGAACGCGAAUUCGUUUCGAUUUGGUGACAAUAUUGGUCACCUAAGGAAUAUUUCGAACUAGAUUUCGACAACGUCAGCGUUACCAUGGCAACAUGACGACAGCACAAAACCUUCCAAUUUAACCCAUAAAUGUGCCGCUAUCUCACAAACGAUGUCGGUGACCUAUCUUUUUUAUUUCAUAUAUCAAUAGGGAAUGAUGCUCUACAACUGUGGUGAAAGUUUAAAAAAAUUCUGUAGUGUGUGAUUUUUUUAAAAGCGAAAAUUUUAUUGCGAAAUUUCCACACUACAGAUUUUUUUAAAAAUUGAAAUUUAUAUAAUUUACCGCAAAAUAACUUCGUGGUCAAAAUUUGAAGAUAGGUCACCGAUGAAACUAAUGAGUAAAAUGCAAAUAAAGUUAGAAAAUAGCCUCGUGUAACUCGAGAAAUUCCCCUUAUUAAAAAGCGACGCUGACUAGUAAAAGAUUAUACGCGGGCGCAGAACGAGUUUUCAUUCAGCAAAAUCGAGCGGAAAUGUUGUUUUUACUGUUUUGUUUUUGACUUUUUGUCAACUUUUCGAUUUAUUUGAGUGCCAUGGACAGCCAAGGAUUAAUGUGAAGGAUCAAAUCGAUGAAAACAAGGUUGAAGCUAAUUAAACCCUGCCGUUUACUCAAUCUAUGAGCUGUAGCAGCCUAUUAACAGGUGGACGUGUUUUUUGUUUCAUGUUUGGUUUUGUACUUUUUGCUAAAAAUGAACAAUUAGGCUAUGAAACUGAAAUAUUUUUCUGUUUACAUAUAAUCACUUUAAUCUUGUAGAAACACGACUAAAAAUGUGAACGUUUUCUUGAGAAGUAAAUAACUUUUUAAACGUUUGUAUGCAAUUUUGCAAAUGUUUUACAGUUGACAGUGUAUAUUUAAAAAAAUUAAAAAACAUUGUUUCGUAGCUAUUUUUUGGUCUAGUGAUAUUCGUAUCAUAUGUAGAAUUGCUGUAUAGACUCGCAAGUGAUUUGGCACUCAAAACUAAGUAUUAUUCAACGCUUUUUUCCAUUAGAAACCUUUCAGAAAUAGCUUUAGUUUUAAAAAAAGCGUGGUCAGUUUUUGUUUUGUUUUGAUCAUGCUGUUGCGUGGGAUAGUUCACGUACUGGUCCCGCGAACAUCCCGCACGCAACUGUAGGGAGCCUCCUUAAGCAGCCUCGUACCCAGGCGUAAAAAAUAAUUAAAAUAGGCACACUACAGUGUUUUUAUAUAGAUCAGUGGCACGGAGGUGCUUGGGCGAGUUCAGCUCAUUGGUUCAGCUCGCUCAGCUUAGUCACUGAUCUAUAUGAAAACACUGUAGUGUGCCUAUUUUUAGUUAUUUUUUGCGACUGGGUACGAGGCUGUCCAUUAAGUACAAGGCAACCUUGGAAUGUUUAUGACGUUGAAUAUCAACGUCAUAAACAUCUAAGUUGAAUGUUUAUGACGUUGAAUAUGUUCGGCAUAAACGUUCAACUUACAUGUUUAUGCCGUUGAAUAUGUUCGGCAUAAACAUUCGAAUCAAGUUAGAUGUUUAUGCCGUUGAAUAUGUUUGGCAUAAACAUUCAACUAGGAUGCUUAUUCCAUUAACUGUUUUCCGCAUAACCACUCAACUUGGAUGGUUAUGCCGUUGACUGUCUUCGGCAUAACCAUUCAACUUAGACGUUAAUGGCGUUUAAUCAUAAAUAUUUGGGUAAAGUAAGUAGGAAUAUACCGUUUGCUUUCAUCCUGAGAAAAUAUUUUUCGAGAAAAAAAAUAAAAAUUUUCCAAUAUUUUUUGGUGCUAAAAUAUAACAAAUGUCUUCGGCGAGAAUCGAUCCAUUACUCAUUUGACGUCUGUAGUUUCUACCACUGUACCACGUGUUCAUGAACAUAUAGCGAAUUGAUCAUAGCUGAAUUAGUGACUUUAAUCCAUAAACAUUCAACUUAGAUGUUUUUUGCCGUUGAAUAUGUUCGGCAUAAACAUUCAACUUAGAUGUUUAUGCCGUUGAAUAUGUUCGGCAUAAACAUUCAACUUAGAUGUUUAUGCCGUUGAAUAUGUUGGGCAUAAACAUUCAAUUUGGAUAGUUAUGUCGUUGACUGUCUUCGGCAUAAACAUUCAAUUAGGAUGGUUAUGCCGUUAACUCUCUUCGGCAUAACCUUUCAACUUAGAUGUUUAUGGCCUUGAAUAUGUGUUCGGCACUUUCAACUUAAACACGAUCAACUUUGGUGUUUAUGACGUCGAUAUUCGACGUCAUAAACACGAUCAACUUUGGUGUUUAUGACGUCGAUAUUCGACGUCAUAUACACGAUCAACUUUGGUGUUUAUGACGUCGAUAUUCGACGUCAUAAACACGAUCAACUUUGGUGUUUAUGACGUCGAUAUUCGACGUCAUAUACACGAUCAACUUUGGUGUUUAUAACGUCGAAUAUCGACGUCAUAAACACCAAAGUUGAUCGUGUUUAAGUUGAAAGUGCCGAACACAUAUUCAAGGCCAUAAACAUCUAAGUUGAAAGGUUAUGCCGAAGAGAGUUAACGGCAUAACCAUCCUAGUUAAUGUUUAUGCCGAAGACAGUCAACGACAUAACUAUCCAAAUUGAAUGUUUAUGCCCAACAUAUUCAACGUCAUAAACAUCUAAGUUGAAUGUUUACAAUAAGUGCAGAAGCCCUGGGUACGAGGUUGAGUACAAGGUCAUCUCUUAGUCGAACAUUAUUACUACAGGAGGAACCUAAACUAAAUCGAUAACUGCAUCAGUGUGACCAGAUCUUAUUACUAAACUUAUUAUAUAAACUUAUUACUUUGUGGUCUAAAAUUUACUAAUCGAGAAAAAAUUUACCAAAUUAAUUUCUUCCUCGCCCCAGUUUGAUAAAAGUGUAGAGCGUUGCACCAAAAUCGCAGGGUCGCAUGUUAGUUCGAUUCUUGUCAGAGGGCCUAGAUCCUUGCAUUUCCGCUCGCAAUGGGCUGAUUCCCCAAUUAACCAAAGUUUUGAUCUGAUGAUCUCAACAAGUCUAGACAAAAUUCCAUCAUAGCAUGAAAGAGCAUCACAAAAUUAGUAAUAUUCCAAAGUUUCGUUGCAAAAUGUUGUGAAAUACGGAUAAUAUAGCCUUGCGAAAUUUGUAACUUUCAGUCAUUUUAGAUUACGCACAGAAGUGGUAACCAUUUCCAGUUUGUAAUCUAAAAUGACUGAAAAUUGCAAACUUCGCAAGGCUAUAUUAUUUGCAUUUUACAACAUUUUGCAACUAAACUUUUACUAAUUUUGUGAUGCUCUUUCAUGCUAUGAUGGAAUUUUGUCUAGACUUGUUGAGGUCAAAAUUUUGGUUAAUUGGGGAUUGGUCCAUUGCUCGUGUUUAAUUUGAUAAUCUUCAUGGAUAUUUUCUACAUGUAUUCCUAGACUACAACUGCGAAUAAGGACGGUUAUUCUGUGGUUCGGAAGGCAGUCUUGCCUCCUUUCGAAGCUCGAGCAAUCCGUAUUACUGUCACCAAUUUCCAGAUAAGGAUAUCACUUAGAAUGGAAGUUAUUGGCUAUUAUAUCACAUGCGCAGGUAUGUUAUAAAAGUAGACUUACAUACUGGAUGGUCUCUAUAACUGUUAUUAGUCCAGUCUUACAGGAGGAAAGCUAAACCAAUGAACUUUUCUUUAUACUGGAUAGAACUCUAUUUGAACUGGUAGAACUGAUAGAGCUAUACAGUAUAUAGAAAUCGUCAAGCAUUAACAAAGUUAGUUUAGUUCAUUCUUGCCUUUCUCCAGCUACAUGUUAUGCCAGACCACUUGGCAUGGAAAGCGGAGAAAUUUCCGAUACACAGAUAACUGCAUCUUCUUCAGCUGGCUGGAAACUGCCGGGGGGCGCUCGCCUGAAUUUCCAAAACCAAAACGUUGAAAGACACAGCUGGGCGGCUCUCGAAACUGAUCGCUUAGCUUGGCUACAAGUUGCAUUUUAUCAAACAGUUAAUAUCAUUGAAGUUCAAACUCAGGCUCGCUUCUCUACUCAAUUGUUUUACAAUUAUACGUUGUCCUAUGGAAAUAACGGUGUGGAUUUUGAAUCGUAUGAAGAAGAUGAUAUGAUGAAGGUUUGAUUUAUUGUUAUUUUAUUACAGUAUUCUAGGACUUCCCCAGGGCAUGCUUAACGAAAUUUCAUUUGUGUUCCCCCAGUGUGCGAUGACACUGUUUUGAGAUGACAUUUUCAGCGGACUUGUUAUGAAAAAUUGUAACUUUUGCAUUUUGCACAGAACUGCCCACUUUCUGUAAGAUGUCCGCUGACAAUACGACCCCGCACGAGUGGGAGAAAUUUUUCUAAAUUUGACCAACGUGUAUAAGACGCAAGUAAUGCGCAUGCGCAUUCGUAUAGUAUUGUAACAUGUUAUUUUAUAAAACAAUUACUUUAUGAAUUUUUUCUGUGUUGGUGUUGUGUACUCAGGUGAAUAAUAUGUUUGCGAUGUUACUCUGAGUGCAUAUCCACACCGGGCGAGCUUGAAAAAUAUGCCCGGCCACGGUGGGAUUCGAACCUACGACCUUUGGAAUACUAGCCCAAAGCUCUUCCAACUGAGCUACGCGGUCAGGACGGUUCGAGUAAGUGAUAUUUCGGAACAGUAUCUAGUUCCUUCAAUACCAAUGUGUUCUUGUAAUAUGAAUUUUUUCUGUGUUGGUGUUGUGUACUCAGGUGAAUAAUAUGUUUGCGAUGUUACUCUGAGUGCAUAUCCACACCGGGCGAGCUUGAAAAGCUCACCCGGUGUGGAUAUGCACUCAGAGUAACAUCGCAAACAAAUUACUUUAUGGUUUCCGUGUUUGGAUGGCCUGAUCCAAACACUUGGGAAUGUAGCUCGAGUUCUUAACUCGAGCAACAUUCCCGCGUGUUUGGAUCAGGCCAUCCAAACACGGAAACCAUAAAGUAAUUGUAUAGCCACGUUUACCUUGACAGCCGUAAACACGAACACUCAAAGAAACACAAGAACGUAUAAUAAUCAUUUGUAUAUAUUAACAUACAAUUAGAAUAUACAAUUACUUUAUGGUUUCCGUGUUUGGAUGACCUGAUCCAAACACGCGGGAAUGUUGCGAGAGUUAAGAAAAGCACGCGAAAGCACGAGCCGAAGGCGAGUGAUUUUGCGCGCUUUUCUUAACUCGAGCAACAUUCCCAAGUGUUUGGAUCAGGCCAUCCUAACAGGGAAACCAUAAAGUAAUUGUUUUAUAAAAUAACAACAACACGAUAGUCUUCCGUGUUUGGAUGGCCUGAUCCAAACACGGGUUUCGACCAAUCAGAGCACGCGUUAUAUACAUGUUAUUUUAUAAUAUUAUUUAUUUUAUUAAAAUACAGUUAGAAACCUUAAUAUAACUUAUUUCUACAUUAUUUGUGCCGUUCACUUUCCUAUGAGACCUUAUUCAUAAAUCGUGACGAGGCCUCGUAUCCUAGGAUACGGGAACAAAACGCGGGAAAACAAGCGAAAACUGCUUGACAAGCAAAAUUCAGAUGCUAUUGUGUCGACUUUAAUGGCUUGUUUCUUGUUGCUUUUUUCGAUUUAUAACGAUUUUUGUGUGUAUUUUAAGACUUUGUUCCCACAACGAAAGCGGUAAAUGAGUAUAUUAUAAAAGCGACCGGUUUUUCUCCCGUUUUUGUGUGGAAAAAAUGACAACGUAGCGACAGUCGAGGCGACAGUCCAGGGUGGAAAGUUUGUUUUUUGUGCGCCGAAGAUUUGAUCGAGGUUCAGGUAACAUGCGCCAGUGGCUGUACAAAUCCUGUUUUAAACAUAUUCACAUGCGCCGCUGAGUUGCAAUGUCAACACUUUUAGAGCCGAGACAGAACAGAUACUAAACUUUUGAAAUACGGUCAGUCAGUGCUCAAUCAAAUUCCCGUUAUUACAUGGCUGAAAUACAAACAGAAAUGGUUGAGAACGUUGUAGUGUGCACAACUAAAUAAAUUUUUGUACGCCAGUGCGCCACGCCAGUUCAUUUUCCCAUUAUUCUGCGCCAAAAUGGAGCAAAUUUAUGAAUUUUCCACGCCGAAGAUCUUCGGCGCAACCUACAAACUUUCCACCCUGGGCGACAGUGUUUAUCCAGAAGCGAAAAACAGUAUUUUACUGAGAUUUUAACGUCAAUAUAAAGGUUAUUCCGUGGAAAAUCAAGACAACUAUGGAAUGAAAGUAUAAUUUUUCGAAUUUGACAUUAAUGUGGAAGAAAACAACAGGUCAAAAGUCACAAGAGAAUACGUCAAAUGUCAUUGAUUCGUACGGGAAAAUAUGAACUAUGGCUCUGGCUCGAUAACAUUCUGCAAGCAGCUUACAAGUUUAAAAAAUGAAGGCUACAUUACCUGAGUGAGUUGUAAUCUUAUUUCUUCAACAAUAGUUUCAUAUUUCUUACGAUUUUGGUGUUGUAUAGACGUUUUGUAGCCUUGUUGGUUCUUUGUUUUGCCCAUACAAACUACGACAAUAAUACAAAGUCAAAGGUUUCCUUUUUUGAUUGACUCCAGCAUCUUUUGCUUUAAAUAUCAUGUUAUAUUUUCUCAGAAGUAUUUUUUUCAACUUUCAAGCUCAGUUUUAUAGAUAUUAUUUUCGAAAAAAGCCGUAAUAUUCACGAAAAAAAGCUGCCAUAGCCUUUUUUCCCCGUUUCCUAGGAUACGAGGCCUCGUCACGAUUUAUGAAUAAGGUCUAUGGUAGUGGCCAACUCGUAAACGUUUGCUCCUUUGGCCACUACGCACUCUUCGUUUGUAACAUAAAUACUUUUUUAUAAUUUAAUGUAAAUAUAUGCAUUUAUGGGAUAUCAGUAAUGAAUAUCUUUGCCGGUGAGCUAGAAAUAAAUGCAAAUAAAUUGAUUCUGAUUCUGAUAGGUAGAAAAAGUCACCAAAAUCAGCUGGAAGAUGCUGCAUUGAAAUAAACUAGAUUUUAGAAACAUUAAUGCUUUAAAUAAUGGGGAAGUGCGCUCACGGAAACCGGAAAAUUUUAUUGUCCGCAUAGCCUUCUUUUGCAGGAUCAAUAAUGGGUGCAAAUCACUUUUGUAUGUACAUGUCCAGGACAGCGAACAUAAGAAAUGCCGGCGUAGAUUACUGAGUAAUAAACUUGUAUCAGUGUAUCAAUUGAAACAAAAUCACGAAGUUUAAAUAGUCAAAGUAGUAUAAUCACGAAGUUUAAAAGUCAAAAUCACGAAAUAUCGCAUCUCGAACCGACCUGACCGCGUAGCUCAGUCGGCAGAGCAUUGGCCGCUGCUAGUAUUCCAAAGGUCGUAGGUUCGAUUCCCACCGUGGCCAGGCAUAUUUUUCAAGCCUGCCCGGUGUGGAUAUACACUCAGAGUAACAUCACAAGCAUCUUAUUCACCUGAGUACAUUACACCAACACAACAAAUAAUAUGCCAAUAUCUUUGGAUAUUUUUCAUAAAUUAAAGACAUGAUCCUUUCAGUUUAAUUUACAAUCCAUAAUUACGCCAAGAUACUUGACACUUUUCUUCUCUUUUCUUUACUGCUAAUAAAGUGCAAUGGUGUUUAAUUUUUCACAGAUUUUUCAUGGAAACGAUGACCAAACCAAGAUUGUUAGUCAUUAUCUGUGGCCAGUUAUAACUGCUCGGUUCAUUCGUAUUAAUGCAUUGUCCUGUGGCGUGUCCUGUGCAUUAAGGGUAGAAUUUAUUGGAACGUAUGAAGGUAAUAUACUGAUCGGUAAUACGCCUUGGUCUCUUCUAUAGGUAGUUGUUCCUCUCUAGCACGGACCACGGAGGGAGAUAGCAAAGUGUCGCCUUUAUUAGGACCUGUUUGGGCUAACCGGGACCUUAUUGCGUAUAAAAUCGUUGUAUGUUUAUAUGCGAGACGAGCCAGCCCGGCUAAGGUGGGAUUUCAGGCGAGCAGGAGAAAAGUUUAAUACGAACGUUCCGUCCCACCUGACCAAGAUGGACAUUUUUUGCUGAUUUUUACCUAAAUUAGUUAGAGCGCCGUAUUUGGAAAAUAUAAACAAGAAAAGUGAAAAUUGGUUGUCAUUAGUCGUAAUACAACGUCAAGAUAUUUUGGAGGCGUCACAUUUUCGUCACAAUUUAAAACAGUCAUAUUAACACAGGGAAAUAAUUUGUCCCACUCAGGUAAGCUUGCCGGCUAAUUCCAUUUUAAACAAGACACCAUAAUGACAUCACUGCAAUGAAAGUAUCCAUCCGUAUUACAGAAGUGAGCGUAUGAGAGAGGUGUCCGUAUUAGAGAGAUGUCUGUUUUAGAUAGGUGCCUGUAUAAAAGAGGUGCCCGUAUUAGAGAGAUGUCUUUAUUAGAAAGGUGUGCGUAUUGGAGAUAUUCCCGUAUUAGCCGGAUUUGACUGUAUUUUAAUUUGAUAGCACAAAAAAUACAUUUUCUAUUUUUAGUUAUCCAUGGACCUGAAUUAAUUGAUCCGGAAUUUGUGGAGUUCGAAAAUACGCUGACCGCUUCUUCUUCCAGGGAUUGGUAGGUGCUAUAUUGGGGGGUGCUCCAGUUUCUUCCUUCAGCAAACGUGGGUGAAUAAGGGUUGACUCUUACUGGACCUCUAUGGAGAGCAUUUUAGAAAUAGUAGAGUUAUUUAGUACUCUAUCAAUGAAUUUAGUUGAGUUCAGGUUUUCUCAUGCAGCAAUACUGGACCAAUAACAGACCACCGUUACUACCUCCAGGAAGAACAGUUUAGAAGUGAUAGAGCUAUCCAGUAUAAAUAACGUUAGUUGAGUUGAAUUUUCCUCCUGUAGCAACAUAGACCUGCUAAGAGAUCGCUCUAAAUACUAGACCUCUAGCGGGAAUAGUUUUGAACUGUCAGAGCCAUCUAUACUGUAAGUGAACUUAGUUCAAGUUUUCUCCUGUAAGAACAGUGGACCAAAAAGCUAGGGAUGUCCUCAUUAGAUCUCUAGGAAGAACAUCUUAGACACAUAGAGCUGAUAUUGUUUUAUUUGCACCUCAGGAAUCAUCAACCUCAUCAUGGUAUUAUCUCCAACCAUUUCCACCCACGAGCUUGGUCUCCUGUAAAGGAGGAGAGAUUGCAAUACAUCCAGGUAUGUUAAAAUAUUAAACUAAAAUAAGAUAUAUUCAAAAGACCCCAUAGCAUUGGGCCCAAUUGACUGUUGUUCUGGGAACAAUACAUGCCUUAUAUUUAAGCACGUGGGCUGGUUAUCCAUCAAGAGGCGUCCCCGUGCAGGUCUUCUAAAACUGAAUAGAUAGUAGGGAUAUUUCAUUGUCUUUUCAUUGUUUUGAAAAUCGCACUGUUCUCCAUGCUAUUCAGUCAGGAUUUAGUGAUCGCAAUGUUCUUUUGUUCAUUGUUUUAAGAAUCGCACUGUUUUGCUUGCUGCCCAAUCACACAUUGUCUUAACGUAUGCCUAUGGGCUUAUUGUGUGCCUAUCACGUAGUGUGUGCCCUUUACCGCAUGGGCGUGUAUGGGCCUUUUACCGCAACUGGACGGCAUUAUUUGGCUGAAUACCAAUUAAUAAUUUUCUCCAAGGUUGAUUUGCUUCAAUUGACGGUUAUAUCCGGUAUUGGCUUUCGUUUGGCUGGUGACAGAAUACAUGAUCAUUACACCAAACUUGUAUUGUGGUAUGGAGAUACAGAGGAAUCCUUGAAAUUUCUGAGAGAUCACAAUGGGAAUAUGACGGUAAAGAAUUUUCAACAUAUGAUUAGGGCCGGAAUAGGUAUGGUCAUCUCGUAUUUGCCCAACCUUGACUUCAUAAACUUUACACUGGAUAGGCCCCACAGCUGCUCUUCAGAAGGAAACCUUAUACUUUUACAUUGGAUACCUCUAGCAAUUUUAAGCUGUUCUCUCCAGAGAUGCAGUAAACGUCAUCUUUUACUGAUCCAUUGUAAAACAAGAGGAAACUGGGGAGCCCUUAAGAAUGCGAUAUUUAGUAGAGUUUUGCAAGGAACAAUCUUCAGACAUGCGACUGAGGUGGAAUUAUGAUCAAACAGCUGCCUAAAAUCCAGGUCGCAGAGCCGGCUGAUCAUGCGAGGUGAUACCCGUUUACACUAACCAUUGUUUAGUCAAAUAUCACACCAAUGAACAUAAAUAGUUGGAUUUAGUCUCAUAAGAUUUUUAACUUUUAGCUAUUCGACACAAGAGAAUGUUAUACAGCAUUAGAAAAACGUUUGCUCACACGCCACGUGCGAUUUGAAGUUGACAGCUGGGAAACACGUCCUGACUUCAGAUUCCAACUUUAUGGAACAACAGGUGCAUAUAAUCCCAACAACAUGUUGACACAAAUUUUGUAUAGGACAAUAGUCUUCAUAUCAUCAGUAAUUUUGCCAAGGACUUUAGUCAUCAUAGUUCAGGUUUCUAGUCAUCAGUCAAAGACUAUAAUCAUUAUAGUUAAGGACUAUAUCAGAUAGUCAAGGACUAUAUCAGAUAGUCAAGGACUAUUGUCAUAAUAUAUACUAGUCAAGAACUAUAGUCAUCAACUCGUCAUAUUCAAAGGCUACAGUUAUAGUCAAGAACUAUAGUCAUCAUAUUCGUAGUCAUUUAGUCGAGGACUAUAAUCAUCAUAGUCAAGGACUAUAGAGUCAUCAUAUUCGUAGUCAUUUAGUCAAGGACUAUAGUCAUCAUAGUCGAGGACUAUAGUCAUUAUACUCGUAGUCAUUUAGUCAAGGACUAUAGUCAUCAUAUUCGUAGUCAUUUAGUCAAGGACUAUAGUCAUCAUAGUCGAGGACUAUAGUCAUUAUACUCGUAGUCAUUUAGUCAAGGACUAUAGUCGUCAUAUUCGUAGUCAUUUAGUCAAGGACUAUAGUCAUCAUAGUCAAGGACUAUAGUCAUCAUAUUCGUAGUCAUUUAGUCAAGGACUAUAGUCAUCAUAUUCGUAGUCAUUUAGUCAAGGACUAUAGUCGUCAUAUUCGUAGUCAUUUAGUCAAGGACUAUAGUCAUCAUAGUCAAGGACUAUAGUCAUCAUAUUCAUCAUAGUCAAGGACUAUAGUCAUCAUAUUCGUAGUCAUUUAGUCAAGGACUAUAGUCAUCAUAUUCGUAGUCAUUUAGUCAAGGACUAUAGUCAUCAUAGUCAAGGACUAUAGUCAUCAUAUUCGUAGUCAUUUAGUCAAGGACUAUAGUCAUCAUAUUCGUAGUCAUUUAGUCAAGGACUAUAGUCAUCAUAUUCGUAGUCAUUUAGUCAAGGACUAUAGUCAUCAUAGUCAAGGACUAUAGUCAUCAUAUUCGUAGUCAUUUAGUCAAGGACUAUAGUCAUCAUAUUCGUAGUCAUUUAGUCAAGGACUAUAGUCAUCAUAGUCAAGGACUAUAGUCAUUAUAUUCGUAGUCAUUCAGUCAAGAACUAUAGUCAUCAUAGUCAAGGACUAUAGUCAUCAUAUUCGUAGUCGUUAUAGUCAAAGACUAUUGUCAUGAUAGUCAGAGACUAUAGUCGCAUCAUAUUCUACAGUAUUUUGUACCUUUAUCGUGUAUAUGUUAUUGACAAGGCUGCCAUUGAUAACAGUUAUUGCAACUGACAGUACUCUCUGUUUACAUAUAACAGAUUCUCGCUCUGUUUUAGUAUACAGCGAAGCCACUGCAGAUGUAGAAAGUGGUAGCAUUAAGGACGAUCAAAUGAAGUCCUCAAAUCACCCUAAUGAUCCUUACCCUGCCCACGAAGGUCGCCUAAAUGGCCCCAGUGCCUGGUGCGGUAAUCCCUUGCGAAACAAACUGUACCUACAAAUUGAUUUUCUGUGGAAUUUCGAAGGUAAGUGCGCGCAAUUUCAUUUUCACUCAAGGGUGGAUUAAUGACGGAUUAAACCCUGACUAAUCAACUUGUUCUUUCUAUUUUUAAUAAAACGAACAUUCUUAUUUUUACAACAGUUCAUGGUGUAGCGACUCAAGGUAAACCUGUUGGAAUAAUGGAAUACACGACUGAGUACAAGCUAUCAAGUACCAUGGAUGGGAUUUCUUGGGAUCUGUACAAAGAAGACCAGACUGUGAAGGUUAAUACUUUGGCAAACUUGCACUUAAGAAUAUCAACGUUGUGCUCAUAUAUACUUAGGAAUAAUAUUCUUGAGAAGGAGAUCAGGAGUAUACUGUAAUUUUUAUUACCACUUGUGCUGGGUGAUGCUUUCUUCCUAUCCCAUUUACAAAGGGUACACUCUCCCAGUCUAGAAGGGGUCUGAAAAAAUAUGUGAUCUACCUAUCUCAUUGUGAUAACUGAAAACCGAAUAGUGAUUACUUAUCUGGAUUGAAGCCUUUUCUAGUCUUCCCUUUACUCAUCUAGAUUGAUCCCUUUACUCAUCUAGAUUGAUCCCUUUACUCAUCUAGAAAAUUACUCAUCUAGAUUGAAGCCUUUUCUCUUCCCUUUCCCUUAUAUUGUAAACACAUUGUAAAUUAGAGGCGUAACUGUUACUAAAUGUGUCAAUAAACCAUUAAUUAGUAUUGAUUACCAUUUAAGAGUUACUCCAACUCACUAACCCCAUGGUGAACAAACCAUGACAGCCUACUGUAAAUCACGGCUUACAGUGGGCCCCCAUAAAAUCCGCUCACGAAUACGACCCUACAUGGAAACCAGGUUGAAAGGCGAAGAAUGUAUGAAUUUUAGGCUCCUUAUUUUUCCUCUGUAGAUGUUUACUGGAAACACCAGCUGUCGAUGUACUAGAAAAAAUCCGGUUCAACCAUUUCUCGCUCGAGCUUUACGAUUUCUUCCUACCGCCUGGAAAGAUGCACCUUGCAUGAGAGUUGAGGUUUUCGGAAUUUAUAAAGGUUUGUUCUUUCAUUCAAUAAAAAUCAUUUCUACGGAGAGAUUAACUUUCACUUGACAACUUUAUUUAAUUAAACAGGGUAACCCAUUCAGUGAAAUAUGCACUGUUAUCCUUAGCGGCGCUGAUAAAUAUAUAUCUACAAAUACAAUUCAAAAAUUACUUAAUAAUAUAGUCUUUAUGAUACAUCGUCUGCUUUGUUAAAAACUACUUACUGGUUAGUUAGUUAGUUAUAUUAAAAAAAUUGUUUAUGCUUAAUUUUAAGAAGCGCCAUAAUAUAUUUUAUUCUUGUAGGUAUUCUUCGCAUUCAUGCACGAUCUGGUGUUCUUAAAGGAGCAAACGAAACUGUUGUUACACGAAAAUGUUCAAUCAAGGUGAAUUAGAAUUUUGGAUUAUCUCAAUGUACAAUCUCGAACGUUCUGUACCUGAAAAUAUAAAUAAAAGUUCUGUUCAUAUUUUUUCCAUACAGACGAGCAUGGUUUUCUUGUCAGGUUUUCCUGACAAGUUUACCCUCUCAUGUGUACGAUCAACAAGUUCUUCUUGACAAGUUUUACUUGACAGGUUUUGUUGUCUGUGCUCACGGAAUGCUCACAUCAAGGCCUUCUUUUGUUUGCCAAAACCAUAGAAGUAUUUCUUGUCCACCUGUCAAGGUUUCCUUGGCGGCCGUUUGUCUUUGUCGAAAAGCGCCAUUGACUAGCUUUGGAACAAUACUAAAACUGGCUGUACCAGUGUGGGUAGUACCAAUGUGAAAUUGACCACUUGCGUAAUAGACAAAAUUUUGAUCUCAACAAGUCUGGACAAACAUUUCAUCACAGCUUGAAAGAGCAUCACAAAAUUAGUAAUAUUCCAAAGUUUCGUUGCGAAAUGGUGUAAAAUGAGGAUAAUAUGGCCUUGCCAAGUUUGUAAUUUUCAGUCAUUUUGCAUUACGCGGGGGAAAUUGACAGACCAAUACCCUUUGGGUCUGUCAAUUUAUCGUUUGUAAUACAAAAUGACUGAAAAACUGCAAACUUCGCAAGGCUAUAUUAUCCUCAUUUUACACCAUUUCGCAACGAAACUUUGGAAUAUUACUAAUUUUGUGAUGCUCUUUCAAGCUGUGAUGAAAUGUUUGUCCAGACUUGUUGAGAUCAAAAUUUUGUCUAUUACGCAAGUAGUCAAUUGCUGUGCUGAGUGGUAAUAUUACUACCUGAAAAAAAACAAGCAGAAACUCGAUCUUCGCUCGAAACGUCGAGUUUCUGCUUGUUUUUUUCAGGUAGUAUAAUAUAACCAAUCAUCAAAGCAAUUAGCUCUGCAACAAGGCUCUUUGGCAAGCAAAAAUUGUCACGUUUUUGCCGUACACAUGAGCAAAUAAAACUUAUCAAGGAAAAUUGUUAUAUCGUGUAUUUCCUUCUUAGUUAAACGGACAAGAAGUCAGUCGAAAGAUGCCAGGUUAUAAUGUUGUUGUUGCAAACCCGAAGACUGGUGCUCUUAUUUCAUCGGGAUCAGCAGAGAAUCCUUCAGAUGUUAACGACUUGCUGAUGAAUGUCACUGACGAUUCAAUCGUAGUUGUUGCCACACAAAAUGUCACCCAAAGGUAAAUUUAGCAUUUAGUCUUUAGAUAAAGUUCAGGGAACAGAAUAACGGCCAGUCAACGGUCAAUGACCGAAAAAAAUUGCGGUAUGAUGCCUGUUUACUGUACACUUUUACUGUGAACUAUUGUAUCAAUGGUUUCUUUUUUUAAAUUAACACAGGCCAUCAAAUGAAACAUUGCAUCUUCUUGAGUCUCUUGGUGCAAUCAGUUUGCGAUACUCCCUCACAUCUGAAGACUUGGUGUUUCUGCUGGUUGGAUAUAAAGGAGAUGAGAGGGUGAAUUGGAUAAAAGAAAAACUGGGAACAUCUAAAGAUGGUAUCGUCAGAGUUGCUGUACCUAUUAAACUUAAUGAGAGUAUGUGAGAUUUUAUGCUUGCUUUAUUUUGUUAUUUGUAUUCGUAUAUGGUUGCCUUGGUACCUACAUACUAACUCUACAUUCUUACAUACCUACCUAUCUAUCUACCUAUCUACUUUCCCACAUACCUACUUACCUAACUAUCUACCUACCUACCUACCAGCUUACCUACCUACAUACCUUACCCUACCCUACCCUACCCUACCCUACCUUACCUUAUCUUACCUUACCUUACCUUACCUUACCCCACCUCGCCUCGCUUUCCUUGGCUUGGCUUGCCUACCUACAUACCUACCUAACAUAUAAGAUAACCUACCAAGCAUAGCCUACCUAACCUAUCAACUUCCCAAUCUAUUUACCUAUUUAUCCACCUACAUCCCAUAUAUUCCAUCCAUGUAUGUAUUUCUUGUACUACCUAAUACUCCCAUUUUUAUUCAUCUCCCUAAACUCCCCUUAAUUACGCCCUUUUUUAGACGAGAUGAAGCCAGCAGUAAACCAACACUUUGUAAACUCAAAUAACACCGAGGAAACUGAAAUCACCCUCUCCGGAGACAAUGCAUACAUAUUCCAUAAUAUCACUGGGAAAUGUGGUGAAAACGAUACAGAUUGCGAGAUGGGAUUAUCCUUAUCUAUGUGGAUGAAACAGGAACCUCUGGACUAUGUGGAGAAUAUAGAAUCUGCCCCGACACCAGGUAAUACACACAGAUCCACUUUAAGUAUAAUCCUUCUUGAUGGUAGCAGACACUUUGCGAAAUAUUAUAGGUGUGAAUUUAGAAUGACAGCAACAUAUUUUAACCUUUAAACCUUUUGGCCUCAAUUUAAUGCUUAUUUGCUUAAUUGAAAGAUAUCAGAUUUUCAUGGUUGAGAAAACUGUAUUAAUUAAGGAAACUUUAAUAAAUAAAUAUAUUUGCGUUAUGUUUUACACCGCAAAAGAUAGUGAACCUUUUAGUUUUAUUUCUUUGACAUUUAGGAAUAAAUGGCGGAAAUGUCGAGAAAAAAAUCUUUUCCAUUUCAGGACGCAUUGACUUGCAGUAUUAUUCCCGAGGUUACAACUACAUUGUGAUAAAAGAUGCCAAAGUUUGGAAAAACGCGCACAGGUAUGUCAUACUCGCAGGGCCGGAUUAA
Molecule: messenger RNA, 16999 nt
Organism: Paramuricea clavata
Lineage: Eukaryota; Metazoa; Cnidaria; Anthozoa; Malacalcyonacea; Plexauridae
Source: the annotation of a GenBank genome assembly